This is a messenger RNA of Archocentrus centrarchus (flier cichlid), 2366 nucleotides long. It is a transcript of the gene prg4b, whose product is annotated as proteoglycan 4b. Gene Ontology annotation, molecular function: polysaccharide binding; scavenger receptor activity. Lineage: Eukaryota; Metazoa; Chordata; Actinopteri; Cichliformes; Cichlidae. Gene Ontology annotation, biological process: immune response. The coding region runs from base 20 to 2239 and encodes 739 amino acids. The record is from RefSeq and is a predicted model, not a curated record. The transcript has 15 exons.
ACUAGUGGCUGCGGGAGCCAUGGCGCAUGUCUGUUUGCGGCAAAUCAUCCUGUCUGGACCUCCAGUCUGGACCCUCCCUACAGCCUGUGAGAUCACCACACUUUUAAUUAGACCGGAUUUGCCAGUUAAUGGGAGGUCACACUGUGGCUCUCAGCCUUUUAAAAGCAGCCAGAAGCAGUCAAACCUUCAGAAGUGUUCAGCAGCUUCAACAAGUUUCAGGUUAUAUCGGAGGAUGUCUUCCACAGUACUUUGUGCUUUUAUUUUGCUGGCUUGCACUUUGAAAUUUAGUGCUGCUCAGACAAGUUGCAGAGGACGAUGUGGUGCCGAGUACUACAGGGGUUACAUGUGCCAGUGUGACUACAACUGCCUGAGUUAUGGAGAGUGCUGCAAAGACUAUGAAUCUCAGUGUACCACAAAAAACUCAUGUAAAGGACGAUGCGGAGAAAACUUCAAAAGAGGUCGGCUGUGCAGCUGUGACUCCGAGUGCGUAAAGUACAAGCAGUGCUGUCCAGAUUACAAUAAUCACUGUGAUGCAGAAGAUCAAACUCUGAAUGAAGCAACAGACCAGCAGUCUACAUACAGCGAGGGAAACGACCCAGAUGACUCUUCAGUUCCUCUGGUCAGUCCAACAUCACAUCCACCAGAUGAUCUUACUGACGAUAUGCAUGACCAGAUCUUUACCAGUGAUGAAUUUUCCAAAAGUGGACUGGAAGAUCUGGAGGCCAGUCCAGUCCCAGAGAUCAGCAGUGGCUAUGAACUUUCUACAGCUGACUUGUUGGGUCAAGUUUCUACUGAACCCACCGUGACCAAAGCAGUGACUCCCUCAGAUGAUGUUACCACUGCAGAGGCCCCGAAUGAGAGCACAGAUGCCAGUGAUACGGCAUUCCCUCUGUUCACAACAGCAGCUGACCACAGCUACGGUCAGCCUACUUCAAAUUUAGUACCCUUAGUUGAGUCUACUGCUUCAACCAGCUCUCCAGAGCUGGAGUCACGUAGACCAGGAGAUGCAGAUCUUACAGAUGUUACUCUUCCUUCUGAUGAACUAGAUGUCUCAACUGCACUCCGGGACAAUCAGGACUCUGUCACAGACCUAGAUAACUUAAUAGUCACCACCACCCCUAGCUCAUCAACACCAGACUCGACAACCAUCCUGGAGGAACCUACUUCACACCCUUUGGAGGAUGUCACCCUUUCUGCUCUGGCAGAUGCUGAAGAUCCCUCGACCAGUUCUUCUCCGUUGGGAUCCAAGGAGUUAUCAGAGCUCGAACCUGUGACAGCCCAUGUUCCCUCAUCCACAGCUGCAGUGCAGGAUGACACCACACACGGUGUGACCACUGACAAUCUGCUAGCAGACACCUUGAAACCAACCAGCACUCAGAAACCAGAACCCACCACAGUAUCCCUGGACAAACCUGAUCCAUCCAAGCUAGACCCAGCCAAGCCCCCCUCUAAACCUGAAACUAAGCCCCUAGAAACCCUGAACAUAGAUGAUGCAAGAGAUUACCAAGCAGAUGACAGCAAUGAUACAAACCUGUGUAGUGGGCGGCCUGUCAGUGGAGUCACCACACUGAGCAAUGGCACAAUGGUGGUGUUCAGAGGGCACUACUUCUGGCUGCUGGAUAGGAACAGGGUGCCAAGUCCACCCCGAGGGAUCACACAAGUGUGGGGGGUCCCCUCGCCCAUUGACACUGUGUUCACCCGCUGCAACUGCCAGGGCAAGACAUACAUUUUCAAGGGAAACCAGUACUGGAGAUUUGAAAAUGAUGCUUUGGACCCUGGCUAUCCCAGAGUCAUUACAACAGGGUUUGAUGGGCUGCGGGGCCACAUCACCGCUGCGCUGUCCGUGCCUCAGUACAAGACGAGGUCAGAGUCAGUGUACUUCUUCAAGAGAGGGGGAUUGGUCCAGAAGUAUUCAUACCAAGCUGGGACCAGCCCAACAUGUGGCAGGAAACCCCACUAUGCCAUUUACACAGUCCACAACCGAGUAACUCGACAAGCAGCCCCGGUUUUAGGACCAGCGAUCAACAUCCGGACAUCCUGGAGAGGCUUUCCCUCCACCAUCACAGCCGCUGUGUCUGUGCCCAGCGUCAGAGACCCAGAGGGAUACAAAUACUACGUCUUCUCAAGAGCAAAAUCCUACAGCGUGAGGAUGGAUGGUGAACGUCCUGCCAUUGCUGCUCCUACAGCCAACGCGUCACCUCAGACCAACAACUUCUUCAGAUGUCCAAAGAAAAUCUAAAAAAAAUAAAAUAAAAUACAGACCACUGGGAAAAAAAAAAAAUUCACAACUUUUGCAGUUUAUAAGUUUAUUAUAUUCCUUUUAAAAAAACACAGCAUCAGCAUAGACUGCAAUUACAAAAGGUUUC